GAGAGGACAUCCCGAGGACGUAUAUAACAGCUUAAAUUUUGUAGGAGCAAGGCGCGAAUUAAAUGAAUUAUACGAGACGUUUAGCACUGAUCUUAAUAGACAAAAAAUCACCGAUUUUAUGGCCGCUGAAAAAAUAAGAUGGCAUUUUAUUCCGCCUAGAGCUCCGCAUAUGGGUGGUAUUUGGGAGGCCGCUGUUAAAAGCGCUAAAUUUCAUUUGAAGCGCGUCAUUGAUGAAGCGUCCUUAAGAUAUGAUGAAUUACACACGCUAAUGACCCAGAUCAAGGCUGUGUUAAACUUAAGACCGCUUGCACCUUUAUCAAACAAUCCUACUGACUUGAAUGCGUUGACUCCAGCGCAUUUUUUGAUUGGAUGCCCAAUUAUGGCGUAUCCGGAACCUACCCUUGAGGCCUUACCGAGUAAUAGAUUGUCGCGAUGGCAGCGAGUUGAAGCAGCAAUUCUGGCGUCGCUGGACUAA
This is a messenger RNA of Wasmannia auropunctata (little fire ant), 475 nucleotides long. RefSeq lists its product as uncharacterized. The annotation marks the transcript as partial. The transcript has a single exon. Gene Ontology annotation, molecular function: nucleic acid binding. NCBI's taxonomy places the organism in Eukaryota, Metazoa, Arthropoda, Insecta, Hymenoptera, Formicidae. The record is from RefSeq and is a predicted model, not a curated record.